Mytilus californianus (California mussel) is the source of this 912-nucleotide messenger RNA. RefSeq lists its product as uncharacterized. The transcript is spliced from 5 exons. Bases 93 to 722 code for a protein of 209 amino acids. The record is from RefSeq and is a predicted model, not a curated record. Lineage: Eukaryota; Metazoa; Mollusca; Bivalvia; Mytilida; Mytilidae.
CACCAAUCAAAGUUCUCCAUCGAGUAUAUAUACAACGGACGGCGCUUAAUUCAAAUUAUCAACAUAUUCAGCAGCAACAAUAUUGAUUCAAGAUGAAAAUAUUAAGAACGUUGGUAUUCUUCUGCGUCUUGGCAUAUGGCUUUUGCCAAGAAGAAGACCAUUGUGAUGCCCAGUAUAAUGACAUUAUAGCAGAAGGAUUUGAUUUCAAUGAUAAUGAUGAAUACCCUGAGUCUGAAAUAGAUGGAGCAGAGAAAGAACUUUCUGAAAAUAAUAAAAGAGAUUAUGAGCAGUUAAAGAGUGACAAAGAAACUGCACUUAGCCUCAUUUCCUUAAAUUCCAAAGACCCGUGGAUCGCACAAAAACCACCUAUAGGAGGGUCGAUGUGUGAGUCAAAGUUCAGAUCAUUGUCUAUUGGAAGAACGUUCUGGUAUUACGGGAAAAAGUGUUACGUACUGAGACCUUGGUGGAAUACUGUUUUUACGGCUAUAACAUAUGCUGACUGCAAACCACAAUCUUGUAAGAAUGUUCCCUGCAUUUCCUGGAUGUUUCCAUACAGAUACAGGUGUGUACCAAGCAACUUCAAAAUCUUCAACAUUUGGUUAUACUGUCCACAACCAUUUCCACGUAUACGCAGACUUCAACUGAAAGCUCCACAAUGUUGUGAAUGCAGGAGAUUCAAAGCUCCUUGGAUUGCGUUGGAGGAUGUAUCAACCAAAGGGUAGAUAACUGAGCUUGUACCUAAAUUAUCAUUCCAAGUUCGAAUCAGACACCCAGAGCUACAAGAAAUUGAACUGCAUAUAGAUGCGAAAACAUAAUUUUCAGAUAUUUUCUUAGAAAUGACGUAUUUAUAAAGAAAAUGUCAUUUUCCUUCACUUAUAUAAUUAUAUCAAAAAUAAAAUGAUUUUCCUUGAA